Molecule: messenger RNA, 1949 nt
Organism: Nyctereutes procyonoides (raccoon dog)
Lineage: Eukaryota; Metazoa; Chordata; Mammalia; Carnivora; Canidae
Gene: TMEM191C
Product: transmembrane protein 191C
Exons: 8
Coding region: 198-1637 (479 amino acids)
Source: RefSeq, a predicted model, not a curated record
CUUUCUUCGUUUUUCUGCAUUAGGUAUUAGUAUUCUAUCGACCUUGUGAGGAUCCGAGUUUGGCUCUUGCGUAACGUUUGUUGCGGCUGCCGCGGCCCGGGGCCUGCGCUCGGGCGCCCCCUGCCGCCCAUUGUGACGCCGCCCGCGCGCCGGGUCCCCGAGGCCCGCAGCGGCGGGGGGACCGAGACCCCGGAGCCAUGGCCGAGGCGCAGGAGCUGCUGCUGCAGCUGCAGAAGGACAACCGCGACGGGCGACUGCGGAAGCAGGAGCUGGAGGAGCUGGUGCGCGGGCUCGAGGCCGAGAGCGAGAGCCUCACCGGGCGCCUGCAGGGCCUGCGCGAGCGCGAGCGCAGCCUGCAGCGGAAGCGAAACCAGGCGGCGCGGGCCCUGCGCGAGGAGGCGCGCGAGGCGGCGCGGGAGGGCGCGGAGCGAGCGCGCGGGCUGCUGGAGGCGGCGGAGCAGCGCAAGCAGGACCUGGAGCAGCACAACCGGCAGCUGCAGGAGCAGUGGGAGGAGCUGUCGAGUCAGAAACAAUUGGAGCUGGUGGAGGCCAAGCACGCGGAGCAGGCGGAGAGCCUGCGGCAGGGCGCGCAGCGGACCGAGGAGGCCUGGGCCAGCUUCCAGGAGCAGAGCGGCGUCCUGCAGGUACCGCCCCUCCGCCGAGAGCCGCUCCCGGGGCCCCCAGCCUGCGGCGCCCCGGCCCCGAGCUCCCCCGCGGGUCCUGAGGCCUCGCCCACCUCCCCAGGAGCUGCAGGGCAAGGUGAUGGAGGCGGCGGCCGCGCUGGACGCCUCGCGGGGCGGCGCCGAAGUGUGCGACUCCCAGCCGCGCCGGGUGCAGGACUGCGCGGGCUCGCUCAUGGAGGAGGUGGCCAGGGCCGACUGCGAGAGGCGGCUUGUCGGUGGCGCCGGCAGGGCGGGCAUCAGGUGCUGGGCGCGCGGCGCGCUGCAGACGCUGCUGCUGCUCCCGCUCGGCUUCCUGGCGCUGCCGCUGCUCCACCUGCUGCGGGCGGACCCCUGCGCGCUCCGCGGGCUCCCGCGCUGCGGCUCGGCCUCCGCCUGGCGCCGCCUGCGCUACACGCUGUCCCCGCUGCUCGAGCUGCGCGCGCGCGGCCUGCUGCCCGCCUAGCGCAUCACGCUGGCCGCGGCCGCCUGCACCUCCGUGUCCCGUGUGGUUUCUGGGCGCCGGCGGGGGCCGGGGAGACUCGCGGGGCGGGCCGUGCUGACCCCCGGCCCAGCGGCCCCGGCAGCUCGGGCUCGGCGGCCGCGGGGACUUGGGGCGGCUCGUGCGCCUGCAGCGCAGCGACCCCUCGUCCGGCGCCCGCGCCCGGGCCUCGCGCCAAGGGCCCCCGGAGCCCCCGCGGCCGCCCCAGGGCCACCUCGGAAGGGGCCAGUACCUUAGCUAAGCUUGCCUUGCCCCCCCACACACCCCGCGGGCGAGCCUGGGGGCAGGGCAGAGGGGUCGGGUCUCCUGGGGCGUCGGGGCGCAUCCCUCCCGGAGGUCUCUCGGGGUGCGGCCGCCGCGGCUUCGGGGGGAUCGUCGUCUUACGCACUCAGCUGAGUGCGAGUGAGGAACGGGGUGGGGGGCUUGCCUGCUGCACACACCGCCCUACUUUGAUUCUUUACGCUUUUUGGUACUAACAUUGUUCCGUGGACUCGUUGCGGGGGCGCGCGCACGCCACCCUCGUGGGUUUGGGUUGUGGCCUCCGCAGGUUUUCUUAUUGAUUUGUAGGUGUGGGUGUUUUUUUUUUUUUUUGUCUUUUUGAAGUUAAGUUUGUUUCUGUAAUCCUGUGUAUAAAGUUUUAUCAAAUUUAGAAAUUCUGGGGGGCGCCUGGGGGGCUCAGUGGUGGAGCGCCUGCCCCAGGAUCGAGUCCCGCGUAGGGCUUCCUGCAGGAAGCCUGCCUCUCCCUCUCUCCCUCUCCCUCUCCCUCUCCCUCUCCCUCUCCCUCUCCC